GACUACAAGAAAUAUUCUAACAUAUUUCUGUAUUAAACUCCCAUCAGUUUCUUUUGCAAAAGCCAUUUUUCGUGGUUAACCUAAUUGUUCUUAAAUAUGUAUAAGAACAGUGGAUUUCACAUUUCGUUCUUAUCUUAUCGCCCCCCUAAAACAUCUCCGAAUUUAGAAACGCGAUGGAGUCUCGAAUUCCAACGACGCCGCGAACUAAUGAAAACAAUGAAGGCCCCCACAAUAUCAGAAGUCAAAGUAGUGUCUGGUUUACCCCUGGCUUUAGUAAUUUUCGAACAAAGUCACGAAGACAUACAAGAAGACCUCGGAGUUGUUCCAUCUUUAGAAGGUCCUAAAGGUGAACUAUGGGUUUCCCCGAGCGAUUUACUUAUCGGAAAAGUCGCAUUGACUCCUCCUCUGACACAGAAACAUAUCCAGGCCUUAACGCACCAAGGAAUUAUCGCGUUGGGUAGUGAAAUUGAAGAGAAGUUUGUCAACGAAUUCAAAAUGGAAAAAGAGAAGGCUAUCAAAGAACGUGAAAUUUGUCUAGGGAAGAUUUUCGAGGUUGAAAAAGCGCGAGCUAUUAAAGAAGCCCUUCAAGCUGAGGAACGCAAAUUUGCGAAACGAAUGGACGAAAUGCGUACCGUUUUUGAAAAUAAAAUCAGUCAGCUUUUGUGGGAAUGCUUCGAUCAAAUAAAAACAUUAGAAGAACAACUUCAGGUUGAAAUUGGUUCGCUUAACGUGAUAUGGCAAGCGCAUCUGGAUGCCCAAAUAAAGGAAACAAUAGAUCGAAUUACAGAGGAAUUUUUAGAGAAAAUGAGGCAGCAAGAGAUGCUUUUAGUCAAUAUUUAUACGAAAAAAAUCAGGGAAUUAAAAACGAAGAAAAAAUGUGCUAUUGAAUUCGAGCGUCGCAAGUGUAAAGAAACACUGAUACAAAUGAAGCAUAAACUUCAUUGUGAGAAUGUAGCAAAUCUGAUGUAUCUCCUGUGCAAAGAAAGAAGAAAAUGUAAAAAUGAGAAAGAGUCAAUACAUGAUGAUUAUUUAGCACAAAUAAAACAGCAUAGAAUGACCAUACGGACCAAAAAUAAUACUAUUAAAAAAUUAAAAGCAAUUCGCGAUAAAAAGACAAAACAGGUCAAAGUGAGAGAAAGAUGCUUGAUUGAAAUUUUGAGACAAUUCCAGAAAUUUAUUAAUUACGCACUUAAAGCAACCCCCACCCAAGGCGAAUUUCUGCUAAACAUAAAUAAAUUAAUUAAAUUUGAAUUGGACGAUUAUUGCCUCCCUCAAGAAAUAAAGGAAGAACAAAGCAAAAAAACACCUCAAGUUAUUGAAGUCUCUUCAUCCCUAGGGGAAGAAACCGAUGAUUACACUAAACAAAUUGAACAAUUCAUAAAAGAGCAAAAUUCUGAAGACAAUUUUGAAGAAAGUGACGUUUUGCCUGCCUUCUAUUUUAACAAUAAGGUUUACAUUAGAGAAGAUUUCCGAGACAUGCUUGAGGCCGGAAUAGAGGUCGAUCGCAAAAAUUCCUUGUGGAACCCCGACGUCGAAGAAUUAAUUCAGAUUUUCCGAAGACAGAUCAGUGCAAAACUAACUGACAAAUCCGACAGAAGGUCUAUCAGUAAAUUGUCACGUCAUUCGAGUGUCCAUUUUAAUCACGAAAAAUCACCCAGUAGUAGUUGUUUGUCACAACAAAUUCUAGCAGUAUCUCCCGUUACAUCCAAAGCAUCGCAUCACGACUCGACCCAUAUUUGUGAACUCAAGACUUCAGCAAUACCAACGCCAUCAAUGGACGAGGAGGAGAAGGAAAUCAGGAAGGUGUCGCUUGAAACGGAAAAAGACAAGAAAAAGCCAAAGAGACCGUCGAUUAUUAUUAAAGAGUCGGAAGGGUCUACGAAAAAACGGGAAUCUACUGAUGCAACCUCUGAUUUGAUAACACCGGACCUACGAUCGCAUCUUACAACUCAAUCGAAGCUGACUUUGGCACGAGACUCUUUGAUUUUACACAUAACUUCUAUGGAAAGGAAAUCUAUUCAAAUAAUGGCGAAAAUGGCCGAUGCUGGCUCUAUCGGGAAAACUAGUAAUUUGGAAGAAAAAUUAAUCGAACUAAAAAGUUCGCCAGUGGAGGAUGACCAAGAGUUGAGCUUUCAAGAGGAUGAGAUGAAACCAUUAGAGACACAGUCAAUCGGAAGUCGGGGAAGUCUUCAAAAACCGCCAAGCAAGCCCACAUCAAAACUUUUAUUAGCCAAUGACUCGUAUGAAUUGAUCAAAUCAACAAUCGCUCUAGUUGGAGAAAAAGAAAAAGACAAAGAAGGUCUAGAAACAGACAUGGAACAAAAAAAAUCUCAAUUGACUUUUAAUUCUAAAAUUUCAGUUGAAGGUCGCACUUUUGAGGCUAGUGCUGUCGGUAAAACACUUAAGGGAAAACAAAUAAAAACACCACGUGGUAAGAAACUAACUCCAAUGAAACAAACGCCACGAUCAGUUGUCAAAGUCGCCGGUUCGCGUAAGACGAAAGAACACGCGCAAACAGUGGACGAAUUUACCGAUGAAAGGAUCAAGGAUUUGGUUAAUUUGAUGAAAGAAAAUCCGAGUUUAAUUCACCUAUUUACUCCAUGCUCAAAAUAAUCAUUUCAUGUUUUGUUUCAUCUGUCGCACCAAUACACUUGUUUUUAUUAUAA
This is a messenger RNA of Tribolium madens (black flour beetle), 2666 nucleotides long. RefSeq lists its product as uncharacterized. The transcript is spliced from 5 exons. Bases 97 to 2613 code for a protein of 838 amino acids. The record is from RefSeq and is a predicted model, not a curated record. NCBI's taxonomy places the organism in Eukaryota, Metazoa, Arthropoda, Insecta, Coleoptera, Tenebrionidae.